CGUCGCAAGGAAUGUGUUGAGAGGUUUUGUCCGACCGCAUUUUUUCUGUCCGUGUCUUUGUCCUUUCCACGUUUUGGCCUUUUCCUUGUAUAAUAGAGAGUUUUUAACUCUACAUUCUGGCAAUUUUUUACUCCUGUAACAUAGUGUUUCCCCAACUUUUUAGCUGAUAAACGUGUUUUUAUGGCUUGGGCGGAUGGUCCUGGAUUGACUGUUGGCGUACUUGGCCGCCCUAAUAAAUUUACUGUUUGCUAUACAAAAAAUUUGGGUGGUGGAAAAUUAACCGUAUUAAUUGAUGGAUCCAAAAAGGCUGAAGUUCGAACUGUACAGCAUCUACAUGAAAACAAUUAUCAAGUCGAGUUCGUUUUUUUUCGCUUAUACUAAUUUUGAUAACAAUUUCUAAAACUUUCCAAUUCAGAUACACAGUCCAAUCACCUG
Messenger RNA from Meloidogyne enterolobii, 435 nucleotides. NCBI's taxonomy places the organism in Eukaryota, Metazoa, Nematoda, Chromadorea, Rhabditida, Meloidogynidae. The record is from the annotation of a GenBank genome assembly.